Messenger RNA from Stereum hirsutum FP-91666 SS1, 673 nucleotides. Its product is annotated as PC4-domain-containing protein. The transcript has 5 exons. Gene Ontology annotation, molecular function: transcription coactivator activity; DNA binding. The record is from RefSeq and is a predicted model, not a curated record. Lineage: Eukaryota; Fungi; Basidiomycota; Agaricomycetes; Russulales; Stereaceae. Gene Ontology annotation, biological process: positive regulation of transcription initiation by RNA polymerase II. The coding region runs from base 112 to 567 and encodes 151 amino acids.
CGAGAUUCCAACAACGGCGGACGCGUCUGACGCGACGCGACGGCUCAGGGGAAUCCGAGUCGUCGACCUCUCCGUCUCCAUCUCACUCCACCAUACCGUCUUUUCACCAACAUGGUCAAACGCAAGGUGAUUGUAGAGGAAGACUCUAGCGAAGGAGAAGAGCGUGCUCCCGCGCCGAAGAAGCCUGUGACGGCGAAGAAACCGAAGUUCCCGCCUGAGAAAAAGAAGAAAAAAGACGAAGAAUCUGAUGAUGAAGAUUCCGAGUCUGAGGAGGAUGCUCCUUUGGCAAAGUCGAAAGGGAAGAAGGCCGCAACUUCCAGCAGUACAUCGGGGGGAAUCGCAGUACAGACAAACUAUGAAGGCGAGAAGUUCAUUGACCUGGGCAAGAAGCGCCGCGCGACUGUUCGAAAAUACAAGUCCGCAGUUCUCGUGGAUAUACGAGAGUUCUACGGCGAAGCAGGCGACGAGAAGCCAGGCAAGAAGGGCAUAUCUUUGACCGUCGAUCAGUGGCAAAGUCUACGUGAAGCAUCAGAUACCAUUGAUAGUCUCAUAGCAAAGGCGAAAUGAUUUGUGGAGGCUCUUCCUUUUGUCUUGCUUUUCCUUACCAGAAUAUCCACGCAUCUGUUAUCUGUACUCAUACUUAGUUUUUGCAUACCCAUCUGCAUUCUCCAAA